Haplochromis burtoni (Burton's mouthbrooder) is the source of this 1042-nucleotide messenger RNA. RefSeq names its product beta-mannosidase-like. Gene Ontology annotation, molecular function: beta-mannosidase activity. The transcript has 5 exons. Lineage: Eukaryota; Metazoa; Chordata; Actinopteri; Cichliformes; Cichlidae. The record is from RefSeq and is a predicted model, not a curated record. Gene Ontology annotation, biological process: glycoprotein catabolic process. The coding region runs from base 599 to 1042 and encodes 147 amino acids.
UAAGUGUUUUAACAAAAAAAUGCAGUUUUACAAUGACUGAGCUAAGAAUGAGUGAAAAGGCAGCAAAUGUCCAAAGGACCUUCAGAAAGUCUGGCUCUGGAAAUGUAAAGAAACAAAGGGUGACUCAAACUUUUUCACUAUAUUGUAAUAUGUAAUAUGCUUAGAAAUAUUGCCUCCUAAGAGACCUACUAAAUAUAAAGGUUUUCUCUGACUUCCAUUUUGCUUGAGUAGUUUUCCAUAAUUGCUUACCAUGUCGGUAAAUGUUGUAUACACACCCUUGUGUUUAGAAAUGCAAAACACUCCCUUAUUUGGUCCCUCUAAAAUAAGUACAUAUGUUUGUUGAUUAGGAAAUUAUGCUUUAAAAAAUCUAAUUCAUCUUUAAACUAUAUUUUUAUAUUAAACCUGUAGCAGGAUUUUGUUGAAAGGUGAGUUAGAAAAAAAGCUUCUCUUUUUGUCGUGCCUGCGAACAGCUGACUACCACGAGCAGGUCACGUGACAAACACGGAAGCCCAGUAUCGGUAAACGAAGUUAAAACGAAAAGAGUACACAAUUAUGGAGGCUUGAGUGAACUCUCCGUGCCUACAACGAGAUCUAAACUAUGCUGCUGCAUGUGCGCCUCUCUGGCUGGGCCUGCUGGUGUUUGUUUUCCGGUGUUUUCUCGGUAUUUUCUCUGCAGCAGCGUCUCACUGUGAACCUGAACGGCAAAUGGAGGCUGUCAAACUCCAACGGUUCAUUGUUACUGCCUGCACAGGUCCCAGGCUGUGUCCACUCAGCUCUGCAGCAGCAGGGAUACAUCACGGACCCGUAUUUCAGGUUCAACGAUGUCUCUUAUCGAUGGAUUGCGCUCGACAACUGGACAUACACAACCACAUUUACAUUGUCUGCUGAGCUGAGCGUCAAGCAGAAGGUGCUUCUUGUGUUUGAUGGCGUGGACACCGUUGGGUCGGUUUCACUCAAUGGGAUUGCUGUUGGAAAGACCAACAACAUGUUUUGUCGACAUGACUUUUCUGGCUACAAGAAGACAGUGUUCGAGUGGGUGUAA